AAUAAUAAAUAAUUAAAAAUAAAAGAAAUAUAAAUUUGUCAUUAGGUGAUUAAUAUUUCAUUACAAACUUUUGUGUCAUAUUUAGAGAGUCAUUUUUGUUUCAUCUACAGUUUAAUUGUUUAUUGAUACUAUUUAAAAAUGGAUAAGGAUUCAGUUCAAGAUAAGACAAAUGUCCAGGAACCUCUUGAUAAAAAAAACCGUCGUGGUAAAAGAGGAUCAAGAAAUGGCAAAAAAUUAUCUGAUAAAGUUGAAACAAUUAAUAAUAAAAAUUCAAGGAAUAAAUUAACUGAAAUAAAACAAAAUUUUGUUGAUAAAUCAUCACAAAUGAAAAAUAAAAAAUUCAAGAAAAUUAAAGAUGAUUCAUCAAGGAAUAAUAAUGAAAACUUUCCAUAUUCAAAAAAAAAUAAAACAUCUAACAGUUUUAAGAAAAAAACAUUAAAAAAAGCACCUGAAAGAAAAGAAUCAAAAUUGUAUAAUAAUUUGGUAAAAAGCUUAUCACAAAUGGAUAUUAAAAAAAACGAUAAUAAAAAUGAUAAAAAUAAUGAUAAUUUUACAUUUCCAAAAACAAUAAAAAGAAAUGAAAUGAAAAAAAUAUUAAAACAACAAAUUAAUAAUACAGAAAAAGAAUAUAUUACUGGAACAAUUAAAAUAAAUAAUAUAUUUUCACGUUAUGCAUAUGUGUCAAUUGAUGAUAAAAAUAUUAACGAUGAUAUUCUGAUUGAGGGUUAUCGUGAUAGAAAUAGAGCAAUGGAAAAAGAUGUUGUUGUUGUUGAAUUAAAACAAAAAACCAAUUGGAUACAAAAAUCAAAUGGUAAUUAUCAAAAAACAGCAAAAGUUGUUUGUAUUUUAGAAAAAGUACAUACAAGAAAAGCUAUUGGUAUACUUGAAAAUCAUGAUGAAGUUAUAAAAUUUCGUCCACGUGAUCCAAAAUUUCCAAUAUUAACAAUUGAUACAGAAACAUUACCAGAUAAUUAUGAUAAAAAUAAAAUAUUUAUGGCUAAAAUUAAAAAUUGGUCAGCUCCAAAUUUUUGUACUGGUAAAAUAUUAUCAAUUGUUGGAAAUAUUGGUGAUUUUGAUGUUGAAACAGAAGCAAUAUUAUUAGAAAAUGGUCUUGAUGUAACACCAUAUGAUGAUGAAUUAAUGAAAGAUAUUCCAUCAAUUGAUUAUCAACUAUCAAAUGAUGAUUUUAAAGAACGUGAAGAUUUACGUAAUAAUUGUAUAUUUACAAUUGAUCCAGCAACAGCUGUUGAUUUAGAUGAUGCUGUAUCAUGUGAAAAAUUAAAUAAUGGAAAUUAUAAAGUUGGUGUACAUAUUGCUGAUGUUACACAUUUUUUAAAAACAAAUACAAAAAUUAAUGAGAGAAUAUCAAAACGUGCAACAACUAUUUAUUUAGUUAACAGAGUUUAUCAUAUGUUACCAAAAUCGCUGUGUCAAUUAUGUUCAUUAUCACCUGGUAAUGAUAAACUUGGAUUUUCAAUAAUAUGGGAAAUGACACCAGAUGCACAAAUAAUUAGUCAUAAAUUUUCAAAAACAAUUAUAAAUUCAUCAUGUCAAAUGUCAUAUGAACAAGCACAAAAAUUAAUUGAUAAUAAUAAAUUAAAAAUUAACGAAUUUAAUGAUAAAUUAAAUAUUAAAAAUGGAUAUAAAAUUAAUGACUUAUCAAUUAUUGUUAAUGAUUUAUAUAAAUUAUCAAAAAUAUUACGUAAUAAAAGAUUUAAUGAUGGUGCAUUAAAAAUUGAUCAGCCAAAAAUUCAUGUUGUUUUGGAUGAAUCAACAAAACUUCCAGUAACAUAUAAACUUGAAGAAAGACUUGAUAGUAAUAAUCUCAUUGAAGAAUUUAUGUUAUUAGCAAAUAUGACUGUUGCUAAACAUAUUUAUAAAAAAUUUCCAAAUACUGCAUUAUUACGUCAUCAUAAUCCACCAAAAGAAAUUAAUAUAACACGUACAUUUAAUAGUCUUCGUAAUUUUGGUAUUAAUUUAAAUACAAAUUCAGCUGGUGAAUUACAAGCUAGUAUAGAAAAAUUAAGACCAAUUGAUGAUGAUAAUGAUGAAUUUAAAGUUGAAAAUUUUUUUAUACAAAGUAGAAUGAUGGUUAUACAAACAUUAUGUGCACAAUCAAUGAUGAGAGCUAAUUAUAUUUGUUCUGGUAAUAUGGAUGAUGAAUUAUUAUUACAUCAUUAUGCAUUAAAUGUACCAUUUUAUACACAUUUUACAUCGCCUAUUAGAAGAUAUGCUGAUUGUAUUGUACAUAGAUUAUUGUAUUCGUCAUUGACUGGUGAACCAAUGCCAACUGAUUGGUCAUCAGAAUUAUGCACAAGGCUGGCAAAUAAUUGCAAUCAUAUGAAGAAUAAUGCCAAAAAUGCACAAGAAAAAAGUACAGAGUUAUAUUUUGCUCAACUUGUUGGACAAAAUGGACCAACUGAAACACUUGCCGUUGUUAUGUAUAUCAAGGAACAAAGUAUUGAUGCUAUACUGUGUCAUGUUGGUAUGACAAUUAAAAUUGAAUUAUCAAAUGUUAAAAAUGAUGCUACUGUUAAUUAUACAAAUGAUGAUUCAAUACCAACAAUAACUGUUAAAUGGAAUACAGAUGAAGUUGAACAAGUUAUUAAUGUAUUUUCUAUUAUUCGUGUUAAUAUUAGUAAACAUCCAAAAAAUUACAGUCUUCGAACAACAUUAUUACCUCCAAAAUUUUGUAAUUCUGAAUAACAGAAAUGCAAUAUUAUUAUAUUUUUAUUUUUUAUUAAAUUAUAAUAAAAAUUAAAGAAAUAUUUCUAAUUUAA
Messenger RNA from Aphidius gifuensis, 2780 nucleotides. RefSeq names its product DIS3-like exonuclease 2. Gene Ontology annotation, cellular component: exosome (RNase complex); P-body. NCBI's taxonomy places the organism in Eukaryota, Metazoa, Arthropoda, Insecta, Hymenoptera, Braconidae. The record is from RefSeq and is a predicted model, not a curated record. Gene Ontology annotation, molecular function: 3'-5'-RNA exonuclease activity; RNA binding. The transcript is spliced from 4 exons. The coding region runs from base 139 to 2706 and encodes 855 amino acids. Gene Ontology annotation, biological process: mRNA catabolic process; miRNA catabolic process.